GCAUGAGCGAAAUAAUAAUCCGCUUAAGAAUCCAAAAUUUCUAAAAAUGGGCUAAAAUAACUGCUAAUUAGUAAGUUUCUGGGAAAACAAAUUAUGUCUGUCCGUAGGGGUGAAUGCAAUGGACAACUUUUGCAUUGACAUAAACUGUCCAAAAUGCUUCGUUAAAACGGGGGACUGCGCAAGAAAUACUUUUUGUACUAGGUGCAAAAAUAGCUGGGAAAAUCGUUUUUUCAAUUAUUAAAAAUUUCUCCUCUCCGCCAAAACUUAUCCAAUCCAUGAGUUAUUGCACACGAAUACCCCUGAAGGUGUUCUCUACAAACCGGCAUAGUUUGAGGGUAUGCUUGGGGGAGGGGUAUCCUCCUUAAGAAAAAAGCGAUUGGACACUUGGGCAGAUUUCCUCGUUAGAUACUUUCAAUGCUACUUUCUACUCAUUGAAUAACUUUUUUUCUAAAAGUCAUAUUUCGAAAACUAGCGCGAUUUUUCCCCCUCAGCUGCUGUCUUCAGAAAAAGAUUAUGAAACAAUCAUCUAUAGCUCAAUAAAGAUCAUUACUAUAAAGUUUUAUAGGAAAACGAUUUACCUUUCUCCAUACCACAAAAACAGUGAAUGAACAUCUUUAUGGCGUUAGGAAAUAGUUAAUUGCUACAAAGGAGUGAUUUUCCUGAUUGAAUAAGAGAGUUUUUUCUAUAGUAGCAGAUACCGGGUCGAGAAGAUUAUUUCUAUAUCUUUGAAACAGCUGUUGAUGCACAAUCGAAACACGAAUACCUGAUCUUAAUACACCCCCCUUAACCCCUUAAUACACCCACAAUUGUGCAUAAUCUUUGAUGCAACAAUCUGGUAUUUGUUUCUGCUACUAAGUUUUUCUGGGGGGGGGGUGGGGCCCUGAAAUCCGAACGUCCGAAGACGCGCUAUGAACUUCCAGCAGAAUAUAUUUCGGCACUGCCAGAUUGUAGAGCACGUUGAAUUACCUUAGUGGGAAAAAAUUUAGAACCAACAACCAAGUUUCUUAGAGAUAGAAACAUUAGGUUCAAAUACCUGAAAUAUUUUGGUUCUCUACUGGAUUAGUUCUAUCUCUGCGAUAACUCGUUCGUUGGUUCUGAACAUUUUCCUACAUAGGUAAUUCAACGUGCUCUAAAAUCUAGUAGUGCUAAAAUAUGUUCAGCCGGAAGGUCAAAGCGCGUCUUCAGAUACCUGGAUUUCAGGCACCCAUCCCAGAGAGGUCCAGCAGCAGAAACGGAUAUCAGAUUCGUGAUCAGCAUCAAAGAUUACCCACAAUCGUGUAUGUUUUAAGGAAAAAAUGGUUGGAUACUUGGGAAGGUUCAGUCAUAGGUGUAUGCAAUCAACAGACAUUUUUAAGGACUAUCUGUUGGUGAGUCGUAUUUAUUGGAAUUCGAAACACGACCAAUUUCAAAAAUUUAGUGGGAAAUAGUUGAAUUUGAUUCCAUCGAAGUGUUUCACCUCUAGAAAUUUAGAAUUUUAUUACUGCAGACUAAGGUCAAUAUCAGUUUUGUAGAGAAUUAAAUUGUGCAUCUUUCGAAAACAGAUUCAAUAAUCUAUGUUGUAUCCAGGCUGAAAUAUUCAAAAAACAUAAGAUGUUACAAAACUUUUGCCGUGUCUGGUAUAUCAUACUUUUCAUAAUAAUAAAUUCGCUACGAUCUUGCCUUAUUUCUAUACUUUCUCAGUUGUUUUUUAAUUGAUUAUGUUUUAUCGCUCAAAGGUACUUGGUUAAAGCAAUUUAAAUUUCAAGACACAAGAUAUAAUAUGAAUUUUUAUUUGGACAAUGGCACAAUAACAAAAUUAACAAUGAUGUAUCAAAAACAAAAAUAUCCCUAUUACAAUGAUACAGAAUUAAAAGUACGAAUUAUCCAUAUACCAUAUAAAAGUAUAGACGAAAAUCGAUUUGUAUUUACAAUUCUUUUACCAUACAAUGGUAUUAAGCUAAGUGAUAUUGAAGAAAACCUAUUAAUCAAUCAACAAAAAUUAUUAAUGAAUAAUGCGUUUUCAAUACAAGAAUUAUUAUUAUAUUUACCAAAAUUUAAAAUGGAAUGUCAAUUUCAAUUAAGUGAGAUUUUAUCAGAAAUGGGCAUGACAGAUGCAUUCGAUAUUCACAAAGCAGAUUUUUCAAAUAUCGAUAAUGAAAAAAAUAAUUUAUAUAUCACUAAAGUAAUACAUAAAGCAUGUAUUGAAGUUAAUGAACAAGGUUCGGAGGCAGCUGCUGCUACGGCUGUUAUCUUUACGAGAGGUCGUAGUUCCACGAUACGUCAUCCACCACCAGUUGAAUUCACAUGUGAUCAUCCAUUUUUAUUCAUGAUACGAGAAGAAAAACGAAAUAUUACAUUAUUUACUGGUCGUUUUACGACAAAACCUUAG
Molecule: messenger RNA, 2368 nt
Organism: Didymodactylos carnosus
Lineage: Eukaryota; Metazoa; Rotifera; Eurotatoria; Philodinida; Philodinidae
Source: the annotation of a GenBank genome assembly